GCCAUGUCUUGCGUCAACGACGAAAACUUCGUCGCUGUCGCGCUCGUCAUCAACCGGUCGCGCGAUGGGCCGGCCUUUGUCUUCCACUAUCCGUCUCAUGUCCCCGCCCUCUCAAGCGGUCUCGACAAGUCGGACACCAUAGACGUCGAGGACAUCCUGUUUGAGCGGCUGUUACAACCUGGCAGCACCGAGGCACCUCCCGAUCUCGCCGAGAACCAGGGUGUUCGUGAUGAUCAUUAUAUGACCGAGUCGGGAAUCCAGGUCGUUCCCUGGGAGCAUGUAGCCGGCUUUCCAUCCCGUGAUCUUGCAGGAAUCUUGACCCCGGCGAGGUCCUAUCAUAAGAAGCUCUUCCAGCUUUCUCUUGACCCGCUCCUCUGUGUCUCUUACCCUAUCCACGUACCUGAAAAUGGGAAAUGGAAAAAGACAAAAAAGGCCAACAAGGCAAAGGCCAACAAGGACGCUGAUGAGGGUAUUGCACCAGACGAGCCCAACCCCCUGCCUAUAAUCAAAACCGAGCCAUGUAAAGAAAAGACCAAGGAAGGCAAGAAGGACGAUGCAGACGAAGAGAAGCGCAGCUCAAUGACCAUGUUCAACCUCGUCUUCUUUCUCAACCCCAAGAAGCAUGAAACCAAGGAGCUCAUCGACUCGCUAUAUUCGAAUAUCGUGAAAAAGGUCAACAAAGCAUAUCAGUAUAGUCAGCAGCAUAGCGAGUUUGUCUGGAAAGAAUCUAAACGUAUCUUGCUCGCAAAGGAUAGGGCUCGUGAAGAUCAGAAGAAGAUGAGCGUCUUGUGGAAAGAACUUAUCCAAAACUCUUCGCUAGCAGCUUCAAUGUGUGAAAUAUACAACGCCAUCUCUCAGAACAGGAUUGCAACUUUGCAUCUCGAUACUGUGGACGGCAUCCUAACUCCGUCAGUCCAGAUUCCGGCCCCCUUUUUCGUUUCGGAUCUUCCCGCAGAAGACGAUGAGAGACAUCGUGGCCUCUGGCUCACAACAGCCAACGCUUUCUUGAGCCAAGAUGCACUUGAGGAGCCCGGAUUCCUGGACCGCAACUUUGCACUCUUGCUCAUGGAUGAUGAAAAAAAGAUUGUCUCUGAGCUGCAGAGUGACCGUGAUCCCACCACUCAGUCUAUGGUUGAGUUUGUGCGCCUCGCAAAACCACAAAUGUCCUUCUAUCAAGUUGGCCAAAGCAACCUCCUCACUCUGGAUCAGGUCCGCAAGUAUGCCCAGCACUUCAUCUUCUGGCGCCGUGCCAUGGCCAUCCCUCCCCUCCACCCUCGAGACGUCUACAUCGUCUCUCCGAAUUGCGACUUGGAGAGGCUGCCACAGGAUGCCCAGGACUGGCAGAGAGCCUUCCCUCUGGCCCCGCCGCUGUCAACCUUCCUUGCCGAGCUCUCCGUGCUGCCCCGGCCCUACAAGCACAUCUCGCCCAGCAAGGCUCACCGGCCGCUGUACCUCCGCAUGCUGGCCUGGCUGAUGCGCGGCGGCUGGGUGACGCAGCUCUGCACGUUCGGCUAUGUCGUCGUAUGGCCGGAGAUCCUAUACGAGGUCGAUUACGAGAUCGAGGCGGAAGAACUCGGCCUCGCCACCUCCUCCUCCACCGACUGGGCCGAUGCUACCAGCAUCCACACCACCCAGAGCAACAGCAACCCGCAGCAGCCACAGCCUCAGACUCAAGCACCCCCCAAUGUCCCCAACCCAUCCACCCUCUCCGCGGCCGAGCACUCGGCCGAAAUGGCCCGUCUCGAGCGCAUCGCAAUGAAGGCCCACCGCGAAGCCGCCGACAAGGCCACCGCCCACGCCCGCAAGGUUGUCCCUGUCGCAACGCCAAACCCGUCCCUCAACGAUGCGCCGCACCUCGUCGGCCUCACGCCGCACAUCAUCCUCGAUCCGAAAAAGGCCGCGGGCAAGGAGUCUCGCUACCUCUCCGCCAUUGCGCGGCGGUUCAAGGACGAGAAGCUGCGGUCGGCGUGGCAGAACAUGUGUAAGUACUUUGAUGGGCGAUGUGCCCUUGAGAGGAUUGCUCUGCAGGAGGAUAUGAAGCGCAAAGAGGCUUGGGCUUUGUUAACGGCCAUG
This is a messenger RNA of Trichoderma virens Gv29-8, 2073 nucleotides long. RefSeq lists its product as uncharacterized. The transcript is spliced from 4 exons. The annotation marks the transcript as partial. Gene Ontology annotation, biological process: negative regulation of TORC1 signaling; cellular response to amino acid starvation; positive regulation of autophagy. Gene Ontology annotation, cellular component: GATOR1 complex. NCBI's taxonomy places the organism in Eukaryota, Fungi, Ascomycota, Sordariomycetes, Hypocreales, Hypocreaceae. The record is from RefSeq and is a predicted model, not a curated record.